CUUCAGUCAUAUGAUUUAAUGUAUGACAGGGAGAGCCUCGACAACACACAUCACUAUAUCACUUGUUUAGAAGAUGUUUUUGAUAUAAAACAACCACAAAUGCGGCAUUAGGACAUUUAAUGUGCAUCUUCAUAACAUGAAUUGAGAUAUUACAGUCAUUUAUUGCGGAUACAGCGAGUAACAAUGGCGGAAGCGGAGGAGCAGGGCAGAAAACCAAGUGAGGAAUUCACAGAUGAGUCUGAGGAGGAGGAUAGCGAGGAGGAGCCUAAGCUCAAGUAUGAGAGGCUCUCCAACGGAGUGACAGAAAUCCUCCAGAAGGAUGCAGCCAGCUGUAUGACCGUCCAUGACAAGUUUCUUGCCCUAGGUACACAUUUUGGAAAAGUCUUCCUGCUGGAUAUCCAAGGAAAUGUUACACAAAAGUUUGAAAUUAGUUCAGUGAAGAUCAACCAGAUCAGUCUGGAUGAAAGUGGAGAGCAUGUGGGCAUCUGCUCCGAGGAUGGGAAGGUUCAAGUGUUCGGACUGUAUACAAGAGAGGGCUUCCAUGAGAACUUUGACUGUCCCAUUAAAGUGGUGGCUUUACACCCUCAGUUCACCAGAUCAAACUACAAACAGUUUGUCACAGGAGGCAACAAGCUGCUUCUGUAUGAAAGGAACUGGUUGAACCGCUGGAAGAUGUCUGUUCUGCAUGAAGGCGAGGGCUCAAUCACAAACAUCCAGUGGAGAGCAAACCUAAUCGCCUGGGCCAACAAUGUGGGAGUGAAAAUCUAUGAUAUCAGCACAAAGCAGCGCAUCACAAACGUGCUGCGGGAUAAUGUGAGUCUAAGGCCUGACAUGUACCCGUGCAGCCUGUGCUGGAAGGACAACACCACCCUAAUUGUUGGCUGGGGUACCUCCAUUAAGAUUUGUGUUGUGAAAGAGCGAAAUCCUACUGAAAUGAGAGAUCUGCCCAGUCGCUAUGUGGAAAUAGUGUCUGCAUUUGAGACUGAGUUUUUCAUCAGUGGUCUGGCCCCACUGGCGGAUCAGCUCGUCACCCUGUACUUUGUGAAGGAGAACUCUGAGCACAUGGAUGAAGAGUUUCGUGCCCGGCCUCGCCUCGACAUCAUCCAGCCUCUCCCUGAGAGCUGCGAGGAGAUCUCUUCCGACGCACUGACUGUGCGCAACUUCCAAGACAACGAGUGCCGAGACUACCGCCUCGAGCAUUCAGAGGGAGAGUCACUCUUCUACAUCAUCAGCCCCAAAGACAUUGUGGUGGCCAAAGAGCGAGACCAAGAUGACCACAUCGAUUGGCUGCUGGAAAAGAAGAAAUAUGAGGAAGCUUUGAUGGCUGCAGAGAUCAGCUUUAAAAACAUCAAGAGACAUGACGUUCAGAAGAUCGGCAUGGCUUAUAUCAACCAUUUAGUAGAGAAAGGAGACUAUGACAGCGCUGCCAGAAAGUGUCAAAAAGUUCUUGGGAAAAACAUGGAACUCUGGGAAAAUGAAGUUUACCGAUUCAAGACCAUUGGACAGCUGAAGGCCAUCAGUCAGUAUCUGCCCAGAGGAGAUCUGCGCCUCAGACCUGCCAUCUAUGAAAUGAUCUUGCACGAGUUUCUCAAAACUGACUAUGAGGGCUUUGCAACACUGAUCCGGGAAUGGCCCGGUGAGCUUUAUAACAACAUGGCCAUAGUUCAGGCAGUCACUGAUCACCUAAAGAGAGACCCCACUAACAGAACGCUGCUCACCACACUGGCUGAACUGUACACAUAUGACCAGCGGUACGACAGAGCUUUAGAGAUCUACCUGAGACUGAGGCACAAAGAUGUUUACCAGCUGAUCCACAAACACAACCUGUUCUCCUCCAUAGAAGACAAGAUCGUGCUCCUCAUGGACUUUGAUAAAGAGAAAGCUGUUGACAUGCUUCUAGACAAUGAAGACAAGAUAUCCACUGACAGGGUGGUGGAAGAGCUGGCAGACAGGCCAGAGCUUCUGCAUGUGUAUCUCCAUAAACUAUUCAAACGGGAUCACCACAAAGGCCAGAAAUACCACGAGAGACAGAUUGGCCUUUAUGCCGAAUACGACCGUCCAAAUCUGUUGCCUUUCCUGAGAGACAGCACACACUGCCCCCUUGAAAAGGCUCUGGAGGUUUGUCAGCAGAGGAACUUUGUAGAAGAGACUGUCUUCCUGCUCAGCAGGAUGGGUAACUGCAGGCGAGCGCUGCAGAUGAUCAUGGAGGAGCUGGAGGAUGUAGACAAAGCUAUCGAGUUUGCCAAAGAGCAGGAUGAUGCAGAGCUGUGGGAGGACCUCAUUUCUUACUCUAUUGAUAAACCACCAUUCAUCACGGGCCUUCUUAACAAUAUUGGCACUCAUGUGGAUCCCAUCCUGCUCAUCCAUCGCAUUAAGGAGGGCAUGGAGAUCCCAAACCUCCGAGAUUCACUAGUAAAGAUCCUCCAGGACUACAACCUGCAGAUCCUUCUGAGAGAAGGCUGUAAAAAGAUCCUGGUGGCCGACUCCCUCUCUCUUCUCCAGAAGAUGCAUCGCACACAGAUGAGAGGCGUCAGGGUCGAUGAGGAGAAUAUCUGUGAAUCCUGCCAUGCCACCAUAUUACCAUCAGAUAUGGCCAAAACCUUUAACGUGGUGGUGUUUCACUGUCGACACAUGUUUCAUAAGGAAUGUUUGCCAUCUGCAGGAACAAUUCCUGGAGUGCAGUUUUGUAACAUCUGCAGUGCAAAGAGACGUGGACCAGGAAGUGGAAUCCUUGAAAUGAAAAAGUAAUGCUGAUAAAUGCACUUGCAGUUUUAGUUUUGAUGCCUUUAUCCCCCCUCCUUCAAGAUGAUGUCCCUUUAUUGUCAGCUGUCAGUAUAUGAUCAAUGAAUAUAUCAGUCAGUGAGCUGCACACAGGCAAAAAUGCAUACUAUUUAUAUUGGACUGUCUGUUUAUUUACAGCUAACAACUGUAUAGCACUGCACUUGUUCUGCUUUCCACUAACGUGAUUUGUCUGCAAUGUCUGAAAAAUAAAAACAUAUAAAACUGAA
Molecule: messenger RNA, 3008 nt
Organism: Cheilinus undulatus (humphead wrasse)
Lineage: Eukaryota; Metazoa; Chordata; Actinopteri; Labriformes; Labridae
Gene: vps41
Product: VPS41 subunit of HOPS complex
Exons: 28
Coding region: 184-2748 (854 amino acids)
Biological process (GO): cellular response to starvation; endosomal vesicle fusion; vesicle-mediated transport
Cellular component (GO): HOPS complex; late endosome
Molecular function (GO): protein binding
Source: RefSeq, a predicted model, not a curated record